Molecule: messenger RNA, 1005 nt
Organism: Drepanopeziza brunnea f. sp. 'multigermtubi' MB_m1
Lineage: Eukaryota; Fungi; Ascomycota; Leotiomycetes; Helotiales; Drepanopezizaceae
Source: RefSeq, a predicted model, not a curated record
AUGGCUCCCUCAGACCUCAAGAUCGUUUUCGGCGCCAUGACCAUUGGCAAGCCCAAUACCCUCAGCGCACGCGUCCACACCGUCGAAGGCGCCAUCGCGCUGCUCGACACCUUUCAAGGCCACGGCUACAGCGAGAUAGACACAGCCCGUAUGUACGGGGACGGGUCCAGCGAGGAAAUACUCGGCGCCCUCGACUGGCAGAAGCGCAACAUCGUUCUGGCCACCAAGCUCUACCCUAACGCCGGGCUCCCCGUUUCCCCCAACGACCAGUACACCCUCACGCCCGCCGACGUCCGUCGCGGCUUCCAGAACUGUCUGAAAGCGCUCAAGGCCGACAAAAUCGACAUGUUCUACCUGCACGGCCCUGACCGGAAGACGCCGUUCGAAGACACCCUCGGCGAGGUCGACAAGCUGCAUAAGGAAGGGCUCUUCAACAGGUUCGGCCUCAGCAACUUCAUGUCGUGGGAGGUGGCGCACAUUUGCGAGAUUUGCAAGAGGAACGGCUGGAUCCAGCCGACCGUCUACCAGGGCGUCUACCACACCCUGCAGCGGACGAUCGAGGCCGAGCUCCUGCCUUGCUUGAGAUACUACGGCAUCUCGCUGUAUGCGUUCCAGCCGCUGGCCGGGGGCUUCCUUACAGGGCGGUAUACGCGUGACCAGCAGGAGUUCGAGCCCGGGUCACGAUUCGAUCCGAAGCAUGCGCAGGGUAAGCAGCACCAGGGGCGGUACUGGAACGAGACGACUUUCGACGCGUUGGACAUCAUCCGUGCUGCUGCUGAGAAGCACAGCUUGACGAUUGCGGAGGUGGCAAUGAGGUGGCUUAGGCACCACUCGUUACUGAAGAAAGAGAGCGGAGAUGCAAUCAUCGUCGGAGCUAGCAGCGUGAAGCAUCUAGAGGACAAUCUGAACGACGUAGAAAAAGGCCCGCUGCCGGAAGAUGUGCUGGAGGCUCUGGACAAGGCGUGGUUGGUUGUGAAGGGUGUGGCGCCGAAGUACUGGCAUUGA